GGAUCCGGGGGGAUGGAUGGGCCCGGCGGCCGGCGGCGCCCGGCGCUGGCGGCCUCCGCCCGGGCCCUCUGAGCGGCCGGCGGCGGCCGCCGCGGGUGCCCGCGGGCCCCGGGCUGAGGUAGCGCCGGGCGCCCGGCGGCGAGGCGGCCAUGGCCACCCGGCGUCUCACGGACGCGUUCUUGUUGUUGCGGAACAACGCGGUGCAGAGCCGGCAGCUGCUGGCCGAGCAAGUGAGUAGUUACGGCUCCUCCAGCCCUCUGAGUUCACGUAGCAUGGCUGCUGCGCUUGCUGAUGAUCGUAUGGCACUGGUAUCGGGAAUAAGUUUAGAUCCCGAAGCAGCAAUUGGAGUAACAAAACGCUUACCUCCCAAAUGGGUCGAUGGAGCAGACGAAAUCCAGUAUGAUAUCGCCAGGGUUAAGCAGAAGAUGAAAGAAUUAGCCAGUCUUCAUGAUAAACAUCUAAACAGACCAACACUGGAUGACAGCAGUGAGGAGGAGCGGGCAAUAGAAAUAACAACCCAAGAGAUCACUCAGUUGUUUCACAGAUGUCAGAGAGCAGUCCAGGUCUUGCAGAGCAGGUCCCGUAGUUGUACAGAACAAGAAGCACGUGUUCUCAGGAACGUAGUGUCUUCCUUAGCACAGUCCCUUCAGGACCUAUCCACCAACUUUAGGCAUGCACAGUCUGACUAUCUCAAACGCAUGAAGAAUAGAGAAGAAAGAUCCAAACACUUCUUCGACACCUCAGUCCCACUGAUGGAUGAUGGGGAGGAUGAUACGCUUUACGAUAGGGGUUUUACAGAUGACCAGCUAGCAUUGGUGGAGCAAAACACAUUAAUGGUGGAAGAGCGGGAACGAGAAAUCCGUCAGAUUGUACAGUCCAUCUCCGAUCUCAAUGAAAUAUUUAGGGACCUGGGAGCAAUGAUAGUAGAACAGGGAACAGUUCUAGAUAGAAUUGACUACAAUGUUGAGCAGUCGUGUAUGAAAACCGAAGAGGGUCUAAAACAACUACAUAAGGCAGAGCAAUAUCAAAAGAAGAACCGGAAGAUGCUUGUAAUUUUAAUUUUGUUUGUUAUAGUAAUUGUCCUUAUUGUUGUUCUUAUUGGUGUAAAGUCACACUAGGUUUCACCUCAUUUUCUCAUGUUUGGAGUUGAUGUGAACUUUCUUCCCCAGUGCGAAUGGACAGACCUGCACUCCCGAAAGCUGCCUUUGAAUGUACAAGCCCUUGUGGUGCCAAGUCUGUGCGAUGUUUCUGUAGAGUUCUUCAGAGCACGAGUCUGGUGAUCUGUCAGGUGUUUGUGAGGAUUACAUGGAAAAUGUCAGGAAACUUGAUGCUCCCACACGAAUAAUUUGGCGCUCUGUGCCGAGGUAUUUGGAAACACAGUACUUAAAAAUAAUUACAAAAUUGAAGUUUAACGGUGAGUACAGCAAUUAGGGUGUUACUGUGAACAAAAAUGUGCUGUCGUCUGUAUUCUCAUGUCACAGUUGUGACAGGCUUCAAAUUUAAACCGUGUUACUGAGUCACGGGACUAGAUAACAAAAAUUGAUCUAGAUGUAAAAUAUGUUGAGGCACAAAAAUGUUUGACUUUCUCCUUUCUUCCAGCCUCAGAAACUCCAAAGAACUGGGUAGACAGAUAAAAAGGAAAGCUUUUAGCAACCAGACUGUAAUCCAACCCCUGUGAUCUUAAUUUAGAUACUGCACCGUUACUAAGAAUCAGAGUAGUACUUGAUUUUGUAAAUAGCAAGAUUUAAUCACCGGCAUAAUUUAACACAUUUAGUUAAUUAAAAAAUUUUCUGAGAUUGAGUAAUCACGGGAAUGUUUUCCCUCAUCAGAAUGUUGAUAUAUAUUUUUUUCGUGUACAUUUUUUUUAGUUUAAAGUACAAACAUUACAUUAAAGCAGUGGUGAAGUUAAACCUAAAAAAUGGAGGUUCUCCUUCCGUCUUUCUACUCCCCCUGACCUGCUGUGGUGGGUCUCAGAUGUUUCAAACUUUAGUUCUUGUGUCAGGUGUUUCUUUUACAGUGCAUCUGUCCAUGCGUGUUACGGUUUUUGUAUAAGAACUGACUUCACUACAGUACAUACUACAUCCAUUUUCCCUGACAGAAGAUUAUUUAUUUUAAAUGCCUGCCUGGAAAAGGACGUGUUUAUGGUGUCUUACUGACCAGGAGAGAUGUCAUGCAAGUGACAUGUUACUAGGCCUUCAGUAGAGAAUUUGGGUUAUUUUCACUAUUUUUUUCAGUGGAAAACUUUGCUGUAGGCCAUAGAGAGAAAUUAGGGAAACAUCUAAGUAAUAGAAUACUCAUGAUUUAAUUCAGGCCUGAAGUGGUGUGCAAUUGUAGAGGCCUUGCCUUAGUAUUUUUAAUAUGGCUUUUCUGUAUGGAUUUUUUUUCCCCAAAGGGAUUGUAACUUAUUUCCUUCAUUUUCUGGCUGAUACAGCGCUCCCCAUAAACUUGCAGAGAUGCUCUGCUCAAAGCCCCAUAGUGUUUGUAACACCGUGGUAUUAAUGUUGCGUGUGCGCCUGCCCGGAGUUUAUCUUCGCCGCGUCCUAAGGAGGACGUAAGAUGUGGCUUUAAACUGCCUCGGUGCAGGAACGGACCUGAGGCAGGGACUGCGACGGUGGGAAAGCCCCGGCUUUUUGUGGGGCUUCUUGGGAAAAGCUUUGUACCGCUCUUGUUACCUCUAGGCAAAGGGGAUCCUUAACUUCCAAAACUGCCUCUUUAAACCCUCGAUUGAAUUCGCAAAGUAAAUUGGUAGCAGAAUGAAUGACGCUUGUAGUUGGGUGUGCAGCUCCCCUGUUCUGGUAACGGAUCUUCUCAAUGAUCGUGAGUAAAACUACUGUCUCCCUCGUGUGCUGUCUGCAGCGGUGGGUGUGAAGCAGCAUAUUGCUAUAAUUUAAAAUACUGUAUUUGCAACUUUCUCUCUAACAUGAGAUGGUGUUAUUUAUUUCUGUCUUGACUGGUGCUUUUGACAUUUUAUCAUGGCUAAUAAAUUCAAAGAAGUAAUAAAACAUGUCCAGCCUAA
Chroicocephalus ridibundus (black-headed gull) is the source of this 3016-nucleotide messenger RNA. RefSeq names its product syntaxin 16 (gene STX16). Gene Ontology annotation, biological process: vesicle fusion; vesicle-mediated transport; intracellular protein transport. The transcript has 8 exons. Gene Ontology annotation, cellular component: endomembrane system; membrane; SNARE complex. NCBI's taxonomy places the organism in Eukaryota, Metazoa, Chordata, Aves, Charadriiformes, Laridae. Gene Ontology annotation, molecular function: SNARE binding; SNAP receptor activity. The record is from RefSeq and is a predicted model, not a curated record. The coding region runs from base 150 to 1118 and encodes 322 amino acids.